Owenia fusiformis is the source of this 4609-nucleotide messenger RNA. NCBI's taxonomy places the organism in Eukaryota, Metazoa, Annelida, Polychaeta, Sabellida, Oweniidae. The record is from the annotation of a GenBank genome assembly.
CUAAUUGUUAUGCUACAGAUUGUUGAGUGCUGACACCUAUUGAGAUAGAUCAUGCCACCUGUGGAUGGGCAGCAGCUGAUGCAGGGUGGGCCACAGCCAGUGUCUGGGGGCCAGGGCACCAUUCCCUUGGGGACACUGAUAGACUAUAUAGUGCAAAGAACGUACCAUGAACUCACUGUACUAUCAGAGCUGCUUCCUCGUAAAACAGACAUGGAAAGGAAGAUUGAGAUUGUGCAGUUCGCUGGGAGGACGCGUCAAUUGUUUAUUCGACUUCUUGCCUUAGUAAAAUGGGCAAGUAUGGCAGGAAAAGUUGAUAAAUGUGGUGUCAUCUCUGAUUUUUUGGAUCGCCAAGCAAUGUUUUUUGUUGAGACGGCAGACAUGUUAGCCAAGAUGGCGCGUGAAACAUUGGUCCAUGCCCGUCUACCCAACUUCUCGCUUCCAUGUGCUAUUGAUGUGUUGACCACUGGAUCAUACCCGAGGCUGCCAAAUUGCAUCAGAGAUAAGAUUGUGCCACCUGAUGGAAUCACACCAAAAGAGAAACGAGAGACUCUACUGAGGCUAAAUCAGAUCAUACAGCAUAGAUUGGUCACGACAGAUAUGCCAGAGCAGUUUAACCAACUGAAAAUAGAAAAUGGAAGGGUAACAUUCAUUGUCCAACAUGAGUUUGAAGCAUCACUGACUUUGAUGGGGGACAGUUCAACAAUACCAUGGAGACUACUAGACAUUGAUAUACUGGUGCUAGACCAGGAGACUGGAGAUGGUAAAGCUCUGGUGCACUCCCUUCAGGUUAACUACAUACAUCAGCUUGUUCAGUCUCGACUGCUAUGCAAUGAUAAACCUCUACAUGAUCUCUAUAAUUGCCUCCACUCAUUCUGCCAGUCUCUACAAUUAGAAGUACUCCAUUCACAGGCACAGAGGUUGAUAGUUGAGCGCCUAGGGGACCAUGUGAGAGUUGAAGACUACAUGGCAGGGAAAUGUUUGGUUCUGUCAUACUGGAGAGACCCUGUCAAGCUAAGAGAGAUCCCCACUACAGACACUGAUACCCAGAAAUAUUACAAAGUAUCUGUACAUAUUAAUGACCUGAAUCCUGCCAAGCCUUUACAAGUGACACAUACCCCUGAACUUAGCAAAGAGGAUACCAGCAAAGUGGGAAGAGCAAUUAAGAGUAACCAACUGUCUAUUGAGAAGCUGCUAAUGCAAACCAUUCAAGUCCGUUCUGUAGCCAAGUUAAAGGAGCUACAAGAAGAGUUGGAGCCAUUGACUGAGACAGCAUGUGAGAUCAAAGAGAUCCCCUCUGUGCUUUAUGUGCCACUCUUAGAGCCAUGCAUGCAGGCAGAGAAUCUCUGCAUUUCUGUGGACAUCCUCAAAGGCAUCUUCCUACCAGCUAUUCCACAAUAUGGAAUGGAAAUCACUGAUGAUCUUGCAGAAGCACUAAAUGAGGAAUCAAAAGAUGUCACCACGUGUCUGUCAGAUUUACGCUGUCUUCUUGCUCUUAAGAGGUGUCGCAAAUCUGUGCAGCACUUACCUGUCACAUUGACAGAUCGACUCCCUAUUGUGAACAUGGCAGGCCAUCAGCUUGAGAAGCUUGGCAAACACAAGAUAUUCAUCAAGCUCUGCAGACAGGGGAACCAUUAUGUCGUGAUAGAUGUAAAGAAUCUGAAGACAUACAGAGUUGAAUUAUCAUACUAUCUGUUACAUACAUUGCCAUCAUCAUUUGAUUGUGACAUCACAUCUGAUGCUCUUGAUGAUAUCCCCAUGCCAUUUUUGCGAGCAGGUCACAUGAUAAAAUUGGAUGAGUUUAGCUGUGUUCAUGGUUCUGCGACUGUUCUCCAAGAGGAAGUAAAAGAAGAAAGGUCCUUGUUUACACGCAAACGUAAAGCCUUGUUUGGUGCUAUAGCUGAAAGUCAACCAAAAAAGACGAAAACAUCGCCAUAUUUGGUGCCUGAAGUGACGCAGAUCAUAACCAUGUGUGAAGAACGACUACCACUUCUCGCUUUAGAACAAGAGUUGAGUAGACAAGAUAUCAGCACACAGGGUAUCCAGGUGGAUUGUAAUGGGACCUGCUUGUCUCUCACUGUCUUAGAAUUACCGGAUUGUGUUGGUUGUAGCAAGGAGGUGUCUGAUGAAUUGAAAUCAGCAUUAUUGUCUUGCAAGUUCAGACUACAGAGAAAAAAUGCCAGGAUGUGGCUAGUGGAAUACAUUUUUACCAACACACCAAUCAUUGGAGUUCUUAACAGGGAUCAAGGAAUGGCUUUUAGAGUCUAUGGGGAUUCGCUUUUGACUCCAGAGACAAUGCAGAAGACAGUUCAGGAGUUAAUUGAUGAUUGGAAUAUGAUUGGUCGAUUGUAUGGUCCAGUUUUAGAAUUUGCUAGAUACUAUAAUGAGCCCAAGACAAAUAUGCAGAGCAUGUGUGAAGUGAGGAACUAUAACUACAGAAAGCUGAUUAUUGCAUAUGGUCCCAGUAAUUGUCAAACUAUUACAAUACUGUGGAAUCAUAAGGAGCAGAAAUUCACCCUUCAACUGGGUACAAUAGGUCCUGCCAUCUCCUCAAACCCUCAGCUACAAACAUUGCCCCAGCUUGAGAGAGACUUCAAUGACCACCAGAACAUAGCACAGCUUCUUCAGGUGCUACACGACACCUGGUCCCCGCUGACCUCUAUUGCCAAACUAAAUACCUUACCAGUUUUGGGGCUUAUUAACCGACCAAAUUUAGCAAUAGCAAGUUUCACAAUUUUGCCACAGUCAGCGACCCAUAUAAGGAUCUCUUUCCGCAAUCACUUCUGUAUUGACAUUAACUGCCGAGGGAGCAGGCUGGUGGCAAUUAGAGAUGGCGCCUAUAGUCUGUUUGACAGUGCAAAGGUUGUUGAUGGAUUUAAUCCUACACCAGGUCUUAAGGCAUUUCUCAACAUUUAUGUAGAUGACACCGCAACUGCAAGUUUGUCUCGACGCAGAUCUACAACUGAAGAUGACAACCCUCCUUCCCCUACAGGUAUUGAUAUAAUGGACUCGUUUAUGACAUCACAGUCUCAUAACACAGGAUCUCCAGCAAACAGAGCCCAGAAAGAUGCUCAGGGGUUGAGAUUCAACAGCCCAAAAACACCACCAAGUAAUCCACAUACGCCAGCCUCACCUAUUGCAUCAAAACUGGGCCAACCUGGAUACAGUUCCUCACCAGCAGCAGCUUUUCCCCUUUCCUCACCCCCUUCACUCUCAACAAUUGCCCCCUCUCCCAUGAUGAUGGCCCCCUCCCCAGGGUUUCUGCCCCAAGGGUCACCAGGGAACAUUCUACAUGAGCCCUCCCCAGGGUCAUUUAUUCCUGCCCCUAGUCCUAGUUCUCUAGGAAUUCACAUGCCCUCUCCAGCCAGCACAUUCAUCAGCCCACAUGGUAUGGUUGAAGGCAUGGGUGGUUCACCUCACCCCAAUCUCAUGAUGCCUUCUCCUGGGGGUGGCAAAUGGCCAGGCUCUCCAGCCUCUGUACCUAACCCCUCUCCCGCACCCAAGUACCCAGAGGCAUCUCCAGGUCCCCAUGGUGAACACUCUGGGCAAACAGUGUCGCGAAUUCUGCCUCAGCGAUCUUGGGCUGCAUCUAUUCCCACAUUGCUAUCUCACGAUGCCUUGAACAAAAUUUUGACCCCUGGGCCCCACCCUCUCCUCACUCCUGGGGUCAAACUACUUCCAUGCUGCCCCCUGGAAAGAUUCUUAGGAGGUGUCUAUUUACGCAAACAUAUGCAGCGAGUUGUACAGUCGGAAGAAAAUCUUCACAAUGUGCCCUCAGACCAAGCAGGUGUAAUACAAUUCAGGACAGAUACACUACAGUUCAGGCUUGCACUGAACCCUACAAACUUUCAGAUUCUCUCACUCAAAGCAACUCCAAGCCAAGAGUACGCUGAUCAAUGGAACCAGGAAGAUAUCCAGAUACUUGAGAAAUUCUUUGAAUUGAAGGUUGCCUGUCCUCCAUAUAAGGUCAACGUUCUCCUAGCAUUUAGCAGGCUGCUCACGGCACCAUAUAGGAUCUUGAAAGAUUGUAUCCAAAUCAUGAGGCUGGAGCUGUAUCCCGAUCGUGGUGUAAAGUGGGAGGUGAGAUGGUGUUUGACGAUUUCUCCUGGCUCACCCCCUCUGGCCCCUGCUGGCACCCCUGCUGUCAUGAUUAAAUCAAAGAUGCUCAUUAUGCUUCAGUUCACGCGGGUGGGUGUUGCAGUUCCCCCAGGCACAGACCCCCAAACAAUAGUUGUUCCAGUUUUAUAUGACAUAAACACAAACAUUACAACAGUUGCUGAGCCCAAGCCUGGCCAGAUAGGUGGCGCCACUUCCACACCAGCAACAAUGGCUGUUCAACAAAUGUUGAAAAGAUUCACAGACUUUCACCAGAAGCUUCCAGAUUGUUCUAUAUUCCCAGCAGUGAGAGAAAUAAUGAACAAUUUAGUCAUACCAAUGUAAUGGAAAUGCAUGAGCAAUGGAGUCUGUGAGAUUCAGUUGUCUUUAACUAUAUUGAUGUCGUAAUAUGAUUCAGGCAUUAGCAUUUUAUUGAUCAUAAUGCACAUUAUUUUUUUUAGAUUACAAACUGUCCUCAUAAUGAUUCUUGUGAACGAAAUGGAUAAAAUAAAAAAUC